Closterium sp. Yama58-4 is the source of this 4668-nucleotide messenger RNA. Lineage: Eukaryota; Viridiplantae; Streptophyta; Zygnematophyceae; Desmidiales; Closteriaceae. The record is from the annotation of a GenBank genome assembly.
AUGAGGGCUGGUGUUGAUGUCUUUGCUCUUGACUAUGAUGCUAUUAUUGCUGCCAUGUAUGCAUUGACUGUUAGUGCCGAGGGAGACUGUUACUUGUGUGUGCCGCCUGACCCAGGUAUAGAGCCCGCUGCCCUGGGUACUAGUGAGUCUGCUCUCUCUGGUAUGGUGCCCCCUGUACUUGCUCCCCCCAGUGCUGUCCCGGCUGGUUUCGAGUCUGCUCUCUCAGGUACAGCACCCACAGAGACUGCUCUCUCAGGUACCGCACCGGCUGAGGCCUGUCACACCUUCACCCUUGACUCAGGUGCUUCCCGUUGCUUCUUUCGUGACAGUACUGAGCUCACACCGCUUCCUGCACCAGUCCCAGUCUCCUUGGCUGACCCCUCUGGGGGCCCAGUCCUUGCCCAGUCCACCACUGUCCUCCCUUGUCCGGCGGUUCCGUCUGGCUCGUUGUCGGGUUUCCACCUCCCCUCGUUCUCGACGAACCUGGUGAGCAACGCUGUCCUCCAGGAUCAGUGGGUUGACACCUUUACCCCUGGCGGACAGCGUGUGGCGAUCUGCACGUGCUCCAGGACUGGCCGUCACCUGGCUACGUUCACCCGUCGGCCGGGGUCGAGUCUCUACACACUGACCACUGCGUCUCCCCAGGUAGCUGCUGUCGGUCAGGUGUCUGCGUCAGGUCUGGUGGCCCACGCCUGUGAGUGUCGUUCCCUGUCGCACCAGACUCUUCUCUGGCACCACCGCCUGGGUCACCCCUCCUUGCCACGCCUUCGUGGCAUGCACCGUCGCCUCCUUGUGUCCGGUCUUCCCAGGUCCCUCCCUCCCCUCCCUGCCUCGCCUGCGCCGCCCUGCCUUCCUUGCGUCGAGGGGCGGCAGCGCGCCGCUCCUCACUCCUCCUCGUUCCCCCCGACAGAGGCUCCUCUGGAGACCCUCCACCUGGACGUGUGGGGCCCAGCCCGCGUUCGUGGUCAGGGCGGUGAGCGGUAUUUUUUGCUGGUUGUCGACGACUACUCGCGUUACACCACGGUCUUCCCCUUGCGCACCAAGGGUGAGGUCCCUGCUGUUCUGAUCCCUUGGAUCCGCACGGUUCGUCUCCAGCUCCGCCGCCGUUUCCGGACGGAUCUUCCUGUCCUGCGUCUGCACUCUGACAGAGGUGGUGAGUUUUCCUCCGAUCUCUUGAGGACCUUCUGUCAGGCGGAGGGCAUCGAGCAGACCUUCACGCUUCCGGACUCCCCACAGCAGAAUGGGGUUGCUGAGCGCCGCAUUGGCCUGGUCAUGGAGGUCGCUCGUACCUCCUUGGUCCACGCGGCGGCUCCCCAUUUUCUGUGGCCGUUUGCUGUCCGGUACGCCGCGCAUCAGCUCAACCUCUGGCCCCGUGUCUCCUUGCCGGAGACCUCGCCCACACUGCGUUGGACGGGGGAGGUUGGCGAUGCGUCGCGCUUCCGGGUGUGGGGUGCUCGUGCCCUUGUCCGCGAUACGUCCGCGGACAAGCUCUCCUCCCGCACGCUUCCCUGUGUCUUCCUUGGCUUUGUCCCUGACGCGCCUGGCUGGCAGUUUUACCACCCCACCUCGCGCCGGGUCUUCGCCUCUCAGGAUGUCACCUUUGACGAGUCGGUCCCUUUUUACCGUCUCUUCCCCUACCGCACUGCCCCCCUCCCUCCCCCGCCGCUUUUCCUUGCUCCUGGUCCCCCUCCGGUAGACCCCCUUCCCCCUCAGGGUCCUGCUCCUUCAGGUGUCUCUCAGGUAGACCCUCCUCCCGUCGCUGAGCCUGUCGAGGUCACAGGUGACUCAGGUGCUGCUGCGGGUGGUGCUGCUGGGAGUGCUGAGCCUGGGGGUGCUGAGCCUGGGGGUGCUGAGCCUGGGGGUGCUGGGCCUGGGGGUGCUGGGGCUGCAGGUGCUGGAGCUGAGGGUACUGUGCCUGAGAGUUUGCCGCCUGGGGGUGCUGAGCCUGGGGGUGCUGCGACUGGGGGUGCUGAGCCUGCGGGUACUGAGCCUGCGGGUACUGAGCCUGGGGGUGCUGCUACUGAGCCUACGGAGCCUCGGGUUACUGCGUCUGGGGGUGCUCCGGUUCGGGGUGCUGAGCAGUCUCUCACACCGCAGCAGCUUCGUGACUGGUACGUCCGACGCUUUCGCCGUCCUAGUGGCUCGGCUGGAGUUUGGGGUGCUGGAGCUGCUCGUCCUGGGGGUGCUCGUACUGGGGGUACUGGAGCUGCCGGGACUGGCUGUUCUGGGAGCACUGCGACUGGAGCUGCUGGAGCUGGGGACUCUGGCGCUGGCGGUGCUAGCGGAGUUGGAGCUGCCGACUCUGGGGGUGGCGCUGCUGCUGGUGCUGCGGACCCACCUGGUGGAGCUGCUGCUGGUGCUGAGGAGUCGGACGGUGGAGCUGCUGCUGGAGCUGGGGACCCGGCCGGUGGAGCUGCUGCUGGUGCUGAGGACCCGGCCGCUGGAGUCCCUUCUGCUUCUGGAGACGCUGCGCGGCCGCGACCGUACUUCGUACCGCUCCUUCAGCAGGUUCUUGGGCAGGCUCCUCCUCCUUGUCCUCCUCCCUCCGUAGAGUGUCCUCCGCCUGUCCAGCCGCAGUCACAGUUACCGCCUGCCUCGCCUCUCCCUGCUCCCUCUCCUUAUACUGGUCCCACAGGAGGUCUUACAGAGCGUCGUGAGCCUGAGUCUCGUCCUGCGUCGCCUGUUCGUCCUGCUCGCACUGCUAGUCGUGUCCGUCGUGAGCGUCCUCCUCCUGUCCCAGGCACUCACUACAUGACUCUGCGUCCCUCUACUGCUCCUCGGCGUGUCCCUCUACCGUCUCCUCCUGCGUCCUCUUUGCCUGACGUUCCGGACCCUGAGUCUGACCGGUAUCGCGCUGAGCACCCUACAGUCACGCGUCUCCUCGCUACUGUUGUCACUGACCCUACCUUUGAGUCCUCGGCUGCGUCUGCUCUGGUCGCUGAGUUGGUUGACUUUGCUGCUGCCUGUCGUCUAGACUACGCUGCUAGCCUUGUUGCUGAGUCAGAGUCUGCGUCUGUCUGUCCUCCGUCCGUCGGGGGUGAGUGUGCUCUUGGCACGGACGUCCUUGAGGACAGGCAGGAGGACUUUGACUCUCUUGCGGCUGCUGUACCUCAUCUCGUGGCCUGGUUGCUUGCCCCUGAGGGAGACCCGGAUGCACUAGACAUCCCCACUCCGCGCACUUACGCAGAGGCGAUCUCGGGUCCCUACUCCUCUCAGUGGCAGACAGCCAUGGACGCAGAGAUGGCAUCCUGGAAGUCCACAGGCACCUACGUCGACGAGGUUCCCCCUCCUGGGGCGAACAUCGUCGAUGGCAUGUGGAUUUUCAGGGUGAAGCGGCCGCCAGGUUCUCCGCCUGUCUUCAAGGCUCGUUACGUUGCUAGAGGCUUCAGUCAGCGUCAGGGGGUCGACUUCUUCCAGACCUUCUCCCCCACCCCGAAGAUGACCACUCUUCGGGUUCUGCUGCACGUUGCUGCUCAGCGUGACUACGAGCUUCACUCUCUUGACUUCAGCACAGCGUUCCUGCAGGGCAGCCUGCACGAGGAGAUCUGGCUGCGCCGCCCACCUGGCUUUACUGGGUCGUUUCCCCCUGGUACCCAGUGGAGUCUCCGCCGGCCAGUCUACGGUCUCCGCCAGGCGCCACGUGAGUGGCACGACACACUGAGGACUACUCUUGCGGCUCUUGGGUUCGCGCCGUCUACUGCUGACCCGUCGCUGUUUCUGCGCACAGACACGUCGCUGCCGCCGUUCUACAUUCUCGUGUACGUCGACGACUUGGUCUUUGCUACUGCUGACACUGAGGCACUCGCUCGUGUGAAGUCGGAGCUGCAGAAGAGACACACCUGCACUGACCUGGGUGAACUGCGUAGCUACCUUGGCUUGCAGAUCACCCGGGACAGAGCUCGCCGCACCAUCACCCUGACUCAGUCACACAUGGUGCAGCAGGUCCUUCAGCGCUUCGGCUUCCAGUUCUCCUCACCACAGGCCACACCUCUGGCUACCAGCCACUCGCUCUCAGCUCCACCUUCGGACGAGUCCGUAGAGCCGAGUGGCCCGUACCCAGAGCUUGUAGGCUGCCUCAUGUACUUGAUGACUUGCACGCGACCUGACCUCGCGUACCCUCUUAGCAUCCUUGCUCGUUACGUUGCGCCUGGGAGACACAGGCGAGAGCACUGGGAGGCUGCUAAGAGGGUGCUGCGUUACCUGUGCAGUACAUCAGGCAUGGGGCUGGUGCUUGGAGGACGCGACAGAGUUGUCCUCACUGGUCACUCGGACGCCUCUUGGGUGGACGACCUGGCUACGCAGCGGUCGUCACAGGGUUACACCUUCAGCCUUGGCGCAGCCAUGGCUGCACAGGAGUUACGCUGGCUCACCUACCUGCUGACUGACUUGGGAGAGCGGCCUAGUUCUCCUCCAGUUCUGUACGGUGACAACAAGGCGGCUCUUGCCUUGUGUCAGGAGCACAGACUGGAGCACAGGACGAAGCACAUUGCUCUUCGCUACUUUCUUGCUCGAGAGCUUCAGCAGCGCGGUCAGCUUCGACUUGUGUACGUGGACUCGAAGGCCAACACUGCUGAUAUCUUCACCAAGGCGCUCCCGCCUAGUGAUCAUCAGCGGCACUGUACUUCUUUAGGCCUUGUGUCCACGUUUCCUCACUUGCUCACUGCUUGA